Messenger RNA from Pyrgilauda ruficollis (rufous-necked snowfinch), 4566 nucleotides. RefSeq names its product neural cell adhesion molecule 1 (gene NCAM1). The coding region runs from base 108 to 2588 and encodes 826 amino acids. Gene Ontology annotation, molecular function: protein binding. The record is from RefSeq and is a predicted model, not a curated record. Gene Ontology annotation, biological process: cell adhesion. Lineage: Eukaryota; Metazoa; Chordata; Aves; Passeriformes; Passeridae. The transcript has 21 exons. Gene Ontology annotation, cellular component: membrane.
ACGCGCCGGGCGCAGCGAGCGCAGCGGAGCGGCCACCCCGGGCUCGGCUCCCCGCGCCCUCCCCGCGCCCGCAGCCCCGGCGAGCGGCUCGCCGUUCCGCCGGUGCGAUGCUGCUGCCGCUCGCCGUGCUGCCCUGCGCCUUCGUCCUGCUGCGAGCCGCAGCCUCUCUCCAAGUGGACAUUGUUCCCAGCCAGGGGGAGAUCAGCGUUGGAGAAUCCAAGUUCUUCUUAUGCCAAGUGGCCGGGGAGGCCAAGUUCAAGGACAUCUCGUGGUUCUCCCCGAACGGGGAGCGGCUCAGCCCCAACCAGCAGCGCAUCUCGGUGGUGCGCAACGAUGACUUCUCCUCCACGCUCACCAUCUACAACGCCAACAUCGACGACGCCGGCAUCUACAAGUGUGUGGUCAGCAGCCCCGAGGAGGGCGACUCCGAGGCCACGGUCAACGUCAAGAUUUUCCAAAAGCUGAUGUUCAAGAACGCUCCCACCCCUCAGGAGUUCAAGGAGGGGGACGAUGCUGUGAUCGUGUGUGACGUGGUCAGCUCUCUGCCCCCCACCAUCAUCUGGAAGCACAAAGGCAGGGAUGUCAUCCUAAAAAAGGAUGUGCGCUUCAUCGUCCUGUCCAACAACUACCUGCAGAUCCGGGGCAUCAAGAAGACAGAUGAGGGCACCUACAGGUGUGAGGGGAGGAUCCUGGCCCGAGGGGAGAUCAACUUCAAGGACAUCCAGGUCAUCGUGAACGUGCCUCCCUCGGUGCGUGCCAGGCAGAGCACCAUGAAUGCCACUGCCAACCUCAGCCAGUCUGUCACCCUGGCCUGUGAUGCUGAUGGCUUUCCCGAGCCCACCGUCACCUGGACCAAGGAUGGAGAGCCCGUGGAGGAGGUGGAGGACGAGGACAAAUACAGCUUCACCUCGGAUGGCUCCGAGCUGACCAUCCACAGGGUGGACAAGAGUGACGAGGCCGAGUACAUCUGCAUUGCUGAGAACAAGGCUGGCGAGGCCGACGCCACCAUCCACCUCAAAGUCUUUGCCAAACCCAAAAUCACCUACGUGGAGAACAAGACAGCCAUGGAGCUGGAGGAUCAGAUCACGCUGACCUGCGAGGCCUCGGGGGACCCCAUCCCCUCCAUCACCUGGAGAACCUCCAGCAGGAACAUCAGCAGCGAGGAGAAGGCUUCGUGGACCCGGCCCGAGAAACAAGAGACGCUGGACGGGCGGAUCGUGGUGCGCAGCCACGCGCGCGUCUCCUCGCUGACGCUCAAGGACAUCCAGUACACGGACGCGGGCGAGUACGUGUGCACGGCCAGCAACACCAUCGGCCAGGACUCGCAGGCCAUGUACCUGGAGGUGCAGUAUGCCCCCAAGCUGCAGGGCCCCGUGGCCGUGUACACCUGGGAAGGAAACCAGGUGAACAUCACCUGUGAGGUGUUUGCCUACCCCAGUGCUGUCAUCUCCUGGUUCCGGGAUGGGCAGCUCCUGCCCAGCUCCAACUACAGCAACAUCAAGAUCUACAACACCCCCUCAGCAAGCUACCUGGAGGUGACCCCGGACUCGGAGAAUGACUUUGGGAACUACAACUGCACGGCCGUGAACCGCAUCGGGCAGGAGUCCUCCGAGUUCAUCCUGGUGCAGGCAGACACGCCGUCCUCGCCCUCCAUCGGCAGGGUGGAGCCCUACUCCAGCAGUGCCCAGGUGGAGUUUGAGGAGCCCGAGGCCACGGGCGGGGUGCCCAUCCUCAGGUACAAGGCGGAGUGGAGGGCCCUGGGCGAGGGGGACUGGCACUCCAGGCUCUACGAUGCCAAGGAAGCCAACGUGGAGGGGACAGUGACCAUCACGGGGCUGAAGCCUGAGACCACCUAUGCAGUGAGGCUGUCAGCAGUCAAUGGCAAGGGCGUGGGGGAGCUCAGCCUGCCCGCCGAGUUCAAGACACAGCCAGUGCGCAUCCCUCACCCACCAGCCACACAAAGUCCUGGGGAGCAGGGGUGGGCUUUGAACCCAAAAGCGUUCAAAGAGAGCAUGUGUGUGGUGCCAAAACACAAAAAUGCACAAACUGCAACCAGCCCAGCUCCCCGUGUGCUCCUUUCCUGGCUCUGGCAGCAUUUCCAGCAAUGUUCACCUGGUUUCUCUUCUCCAGCCAGUGCUGCUGCCCCCAGCUCCCCUCCAGCAGGCACAACCCCAGCUGCCGCUGCAUCCCCGGCACCGAAAGGGGAACCCAGUGCCCCCAAGCUGGAAGGUCACAUAGGAGAGGAUGGCAACUCCAUCAAGGUGAACGUCAUCAAGCAGGACGACGGUGGCUCCCCGAUCAGGCACUACCUGAUCAAGUACAAAGCUAAGCAGUCCUCGGAGUGGAAGCCCGAGAUCCGGCUGCCGUCGGGCAGCGACCACGUGAUGCUGAAGUCCCUGGACUGGAACGCCGACUACGAGGUGUACGUGGUGGCCGAGAACCAGCAGGGCAAGUCCAAGCCUGCCCACUACGCCUUCCGCACGUCCGCGCAGCCCACGGCCAUCCCAGCGACCUUGGGAAGUCCAUCAACGUCGUCCUCCUUUGUCUCAUUGCUUCUUUCUGCAGUGACUCUGCUUUUGCUCUGUUAGAAACUUUCAAAAAAAAAAAAAAAAAUAAACAAAAAAAGAGUCAAAUAAAGCAAUAUUUGCUUGGGAAGGCCUGGGUCCCACCAAGGUGUGGAAGGAGAUAAUUUUGCUUCAGAGGAUCGUGUCAGUUCAGAGAAAAAAACAAAAAACAGAACACUUAAAAAAAAUGUUUAAUUUGAAAGAGUCAGUAUUUUGUAACAAGGAAAAAAGGUUUAAGCCAAGUUUUUUCUCUUUAACGUUCUUUUUUUUUUUGUUACUUGUAAUGAAUUUGCCCUUUUAAAUGGAUGUAAAGAAAGAUAUUUUUUUUGUGUUGUUUGCUUGCUGUUUUCAUCAAAGGAAGGUGCAAUGUUGAAAGCCUUUAAGAUCCUGCUUCUUACUGAUUUCUCUGCACAUCUGGUGCUGAUCUUGUGCAAAAGGAGGCCCCGUCCACAAACCCACAGACUGUAAAAAGAAAGAGAAGAUUUGUCAGAGACCAUCCUGCUGAUUGCCCAGAUGUCUCUGGGGGCUUUUGCAUGUGGAUUCCAGUGCCUGGAAGGUUUUCCUGCUGUGCUGCUCUGACCAUAAACAUCUGCUGGGAUCCCCUGGGGGCACUGCUGCUGCUCCUUCUCCUUGUCCCUGCCUGGCUGCUCCUGGUGGAGCUGGGCACACGCAGUGCCAGUGCUCCUCUGACCCCCCUGGAACUGCACUGUGCUGCCACACACAUCCCUUCCCUCGCUGUUCCAACAGGAAAUCUUGGCUUGGGUGGAGUUAGCUGGGCAGCAGAGUUGUUAUUACUGAUGCUUAAUCAUCUUCCUGGCUAACUGUGAGUGUGGCAGGAUUAAUGCCUGGGCUAAAUUGGUGCAGGAGAGCCAUCUUUGGUGUCAAAUUCUGGGAGUUCCCUUGGGCAAAAGUCAGAGAUUUUGGCAAAAAUUCAGAUUUUUUGCAUUGCUUCUUUGAAAAAAAAAACAGAACUUCCCACCAAAAAAAAAGCAAAACAAAAACAAAACCCUCCAAAAAAUAAAAAACCCAAACCUAAAAAACCACAAAAAACUUGAUACAACAACCCCAAUGAAUUCUUUGUGAUAGGAAAUCCAUUGGAACAGGAGAUCCAUUGGGAUGGGAGAUCCAUUGGGAUAAGAAAUCCAUUGGGAUGGGAAAUCCAUUGGGAUGGGAAAUCCAUUGGAGCAGGAAAUCCAUUGGGAUAGGAAAUCCAUUGGGACAGGAAAACCAUUGGGAUGGGAAAUCCAUUGGGAUAUAAAAUCCAUUGGGAUAUAAAAUCCAUUGGAGCAGGAAAUCCAUUGGGAUAGGAAAUCCAUUGGGACAGGAAAUCAAUUGGGACAGGAAAUCCAUUGGAGCAGGAAAUCCAUUGGGAUAGGAAAUCCAUUGGGACAGGAAAUCCAUUGGGAUAUAAAAUCCAUUGGAACAGGAAAUCCAUUGGGAUAGGAAAUCCAUUGGGAGAGGAAAUCCAUUGGGAUAGGAAAUCCAUCCCCUCUGAUGCUCUCCUAAAAUCAGGGGUCUCUCCCUUGAACUUCUGUCCAGAAUGUCUCCAGCCCUCUCAGCUGGGUGAAUUCCUGGCAGAAUUCUCACAGGGACAGACAAAAUCCUGCCCUCACUCGUGUCUGACUCUGCCUUUUCUGCUCUGCUGUGUUGGUUCAGAGCUCGUUCUUUGUGAGCUGGGAACUUUCCUGUCUGGAUUUAAAACUUGGGCCAGGUGUGUCACACACAAAAGCCUGUGGGUUUAUUUUGUUUUACAAACCCCCUCAUUUCCAGUGUUGUAGAGUGUAGACGCUUGGUCAGAGCUUUGCAGUUUGCUGAAGUGCAGCAAAAUAAUCCUGGUACUAAAAAACUGUGUGAUUUGCCCUCUAACUGGAUUAAUUGAGCUCGUUGUAGAUCUGGGAUCAGCUUUUUGUGGGUUUCCCCCCAUCCACAGAGGGAGAUCCCUGCCUGAGGCUGAGAUGUUUCUCACAAAAUCACAGUUAUUAAAAUCAUAUCUGUAACUUUG